AUGCGUCCUGCCACUCUCUUCACAGCAUACGGCCUCUGUGCCAUUCAGCUGACCUGGGCCCAACCUCCGCCCAGCUUCAGCACAACUGUCACUGCUCAGCCCGCUCACUUUGAACAUCCCCCACCUCCGCCGCACGGCAUUUGGCCAAGUGUCAAUGACCAGCCUGCGAAGCAGACCGUGAAGCUUCCUCACCUCCGCCGCACAGCUUUGGGCCAAGUGUGGGUGCCCAGCCUGCUCGUAGGUGUUCCCCUGACCUUGUCUGUCAUGUCUGCUGUGAUACUGACACGGAAAGCAGAACUUGGAAAAGACAUUUUCAACACCCUGGGUGAUCCUGAAGGUCUGGGAUUCCCUCAUACACUCGACAUGAGCCCUGAAUCCCCUGAACUACACCUUGAGAUAAACAUCCACAUGGAUCCUGUCUCAUCUGUCGGCGUCUCUAGCGCAGCAUCGGACUUGACCCUGACAGCCCUCUCUGCACCAGUUGUCUCCACUGUCACGACAACCGCACCCAUUGCUGGUGUGACCACCAUCUUGUCGGCAUCUGAGGUGGCUUCCCCUCCUGCUUCGCCUGCUAACGCUGCGAUCCUCUCCGUCCCCACUGGCCCCAUCAGCCUUCCCGCACACAUUCGUGCCACCAACAGCUCUCAUAUCCUCAGUCAGGAGAAGCUCUCUCCUGAGGGAGAAAAGGACGUCUCACACAUCCUUGGAAAUGACUGCAAUGAUGGCGGUCUCGGGAAUGGAGCCGGCCUCGGUGGUCCCGGCGGUCUCGGUGGCCCUGGCGGUCUCGGUGGCCCUGGCGGUCUCGGUGGUCCUAGUGGGCUCGGCGCCGCUACGACUGUCACCGUCCUGGCCGUUCCUGCAGGCGCAGGUGGUCUAGGUGCAGGCGGUCUUGGGGGCAACGGCCUCGGGGGCAACGGCUUGGGGGGCAACGGCCUAGGCGGCUCUGGCCUUGGUAGCAACGGAGCUGGAGCCUACGGAAAUGGCAAUGGUCUCGGCGGCUCUGGUCUCGGCGGCUCUGGUCUCGGCGGCUCUGGUCUCGGCGGCUCUGGUCUCGGCGGCUCUGGUCUCGGUAGCAAUGGAGCUGGAGACUGCGGCAAUGGGAACGGUCUUGGCGGCUCUGGCCUUGGAGGCAACGGUCUUGGAGGCAACGGUCUUGGUGGAAAUGGAGCCGGAGGCGGACUCGGCAAUGGCCUCGGCGGAAAUGGUCUGGGAGCUGGCGGACCUGCAACUAUCACGGUGCUGGCUUCUCCUGGUGGUGCUGGCUCAGGUCUCGGGGGCUCGGGCCUGGGAGGCUCUGGCCUUGGAGGAAAUGGACUUGGAGGUCCAGGCGGACUUGGUGGCCCAGGUGGUCUUGGAGGCCCCGGCGGUCUCGGUGGUGGCCAAGAUUGCGACGGCCUUGGAGGUUCAGGACUCGGCGGUUCAGGACUCGGCGGUUCAGGACUCGGCGGUUCAGGGCUCGGAGGCUCAGGGCUCGGAAAUGGAAACGGCCUCGGCGGUAAUGGAGGCCUCGGUGGUCUGGGAGGUCUCGGUGGACAAUCUGGCCCAGCAACAGUCACGGUCCUCGCUUCACCUGAUGGAGCACUAGGUGCUGGGUCUGGUCGCGGUUCCGGCAACGGACUUGGUCCUUACAAUGGUCUUGAUGGAUCAGGCCUCGGAAACAACGGGAACGGCCUUGGUGGAUCAGGCACCGGAGCUGGUGACUGUGAAGACGGCAUGGGCGGCGGCAACGGCAUCGGAUCAGGCGGCGCAGGCGGUCUGGGGAGCGGGCUUGGCGGCAACGGGCUCGGCGGCAACGGCGCUGGCGGUGCUAGGAAUGGAGCUGGCGGUGCCAUCAUCUCGACCGUCGCUGUCGUCACCAUCCAGGGAGGAGGCAUCGGCGCUAGGACGCUUGAGGACGCAGGAGACUCGAGUCUGGCCUAUGCAACACAGCCGGCUUACUCUGCUGCGUACAUCGCGCAGUCCUCAGCUCUUGAUGGACGAAGCCCAUCAUCUCUCCUGGCCCUCGCUGUCUAG
Molecule: messenger RNA, 2013 nt
Organism: Diaporthe amygdali
Lineage: Eukaryota; Fungi; Ascomycota; Sordariomycetes; Diaporthales; Diaporthaceae
Exons: 3
Coding region: 1-2013 (670 amino acids)
Source: RefSeq, a predicted model, not a curated record